UGACUGAAUAAGCGGAGAGAGAAUUCCUAGCGCGCUUUUGUUUGCUUUCUGCUGCAUUACUAAGAAGUUCCAAGUUGUGUGCUGCUGCUUCUUGGUGGGUGUAAACAUAGAUAAUUUGUAGUUUUACAGCUGUUAGGGGAAACCUUUACGUUGUCGUGGAGUUUAGUGGCGUACUACGCGGUACGUGGUAAUCUAAAGUCCAAGUAUUUUUCUGGAACUCGAUGUUGUCAUGAAAACCAUAAGAGCUCCACAUGCUUAACACCACUUGCGAUUCCAAGCUGACCUACACGCGGCUCUCAGGUUGAAGGUGCUGCACAAUUGACAUGGAGCACAAAAAGGAGGGCAGACAGCCUGGCGGACGCGGUUCAGACUGGGGUCGCAUCGCCCUGCUGGAUAAAACGAAAGAGUUCUUCCAGACGUGCGACGCGGACGGUCGAGGAUUCAUCACACGCACCGACAUGAGGAGGCUCCACAGGGAGCUGCCGCUGUCGGCGGAAGAACUGGAAGACGUAUUUGACUCUCUGGAUGCAGAACAUAGUGGUUACCUCACGUUGGAAGCCUUCUCUUCUAGAUUCAGUCAGUUCCUUCGCGGCCGGAGAAUCUCAGUGACCGAGGAACCGAACCAGACGCAAGGUCCGGGUUUCAGGACCAAGGAGGCCUUCUACCAGAGCCAAUGGGAUGCCAAGCUGUCCGGGGUCGAGGACGAGGAAGAGAGACACUUCUGCAUGCUGCUGGACAGCUUGGGAGCCAGUAACGUUUUUGAGGACUCGGGUGAAGUGCGAAGUCUGUGGGCGCAGCUGAGGCGAGAUGAGCCUCAUCUGCUGUCCAACUUUGAGGAGUUCCUGGCUAGGGUCACCUAUCAGAUCAAGGAAGCGCACCAGGAGAAGCGUGACAUGGAGAGCGCCCUCCAGAGGAAGGCGGCGACCCACGACGACGAAAUCCGCCACCUGUAUGAAGAAAUGGAAGCGCAGAUCAAGACGGAGAAAGACAAGCUACUGCUGAAGGACACGGAGCGUCUCCAGUCAAAAAGCAAUGACCUGGAAGACCAGCUGACCUCCAAGGAGAGGGAACUGGAGCUGCUUUUCCAGAAGCAGAAGAGGUUGGAGCUGGAGUGUCGCGAGCUGAACAGCGAGAAGCAGGAGAGCCACGUGGAGAACGUCAAGCUCAAGGUGACCAACAACGAGCUGGCGCGGGCACUGGAGAGCACCAGCCAGGAGCUGCUGGUGGCUCAGGACCAGCUAGCCAUGCUGCAGGAACAAGCGGCGCGUCUGCACCAGGAGAAGGAGAUGGAAAUGUACAGAGUCACCGAAGGACUGCAAAGAGAGAAGCAAAGCCUCAUGAAGCAGCUGGACCUCCUCAGAGAGAUGAACAAACAUCUAAAGGACGAGCGUGACAUCUGCUCUGGUGUGCCAAGAACGUCUCUGAGGAAGAAGCAGAAGCAGCGAGCCGGCCUGGCCGGCAUGUUCGACGACAGCGGCCAACCAGCUAAAAGAUCUCCCGUGGUGCCGGACGGCUCCUACCAGUCUUUGGAGGCCUUGCCUAUCGAGCACCUUCAAAUCGUGUUUGUUGCUUCCUCCUCAUGUAGUGAGGAUGACGCAGUGGCCGUCAAGAAGAGCGGAGGAUUGAUCAAUGGCUAUGGUGGCCCCGCGCCCCCAAAAGCUCACAAUGUGAGGACCAAAGCCAAGAAGGCCAUCACCCGCUCCUCGAGUUUUCGGAGGACUGCGCGAGAGCGGGCCAAGAGGCCGGAAGCCAAGCCUGACAUCGAGGAUGAGGUGCUGGACUCCCCCCCGGGUGGGUGGCCUCUUCGCCGGGUCAUCUCCAUUGAAGAGGACCACCUGCCACACCUCCUCCAAGGGGGGCCGCAGCUUCUCCUGCACCAGCUCAGCGAGGAAGAAGAUGGCGAGGAGGCCCGCAGUGAUUCUGAAUCCGGCAUUGUCGCCAGAAGGACUGGCCUUUUGAAGAAGACCCCAAUGUCCCCACGUGGACAACCUGUUGGAAAGGAGACCCAGCAUGCACGUGAUGUUGCCGAAGCACCCAUGUUAGGCCCCAGUCGCUUGUUCAAGGUGGUCCUGGUGGGCAACUCCAGCGUGGGCAAGACGUCACUUUUGCGCUCCUUCUGCGAGGGACAUUUCCACCCCUCCACCGCAGCAACUGUGGGGAUCGACUUCAGCGUGAAGACGUUAACCUUGAACAACAUGCAAAUCGCGAUGCAGCUUUGGGACACGGCGGGUCAGGAGAGGUAUCGCAGCAUCACCAAGCAGUUCUUUCGCAAGGCCGACGGCGUGGUGGUGAUGUACGACGUCACUUUGGAGGAGAGCUUCAAGGCGGUGCGACCCUGGCUCGCCAAUGUCAAGGACGCAGCAGGAGAAGGCGUCCAAAUCCUGGUUCUGGGCAACAAAAUGGACAUGGAAGGAGAAAGAGAGGUGUCCUUUACAGAAGCAGAACACCUUGCUCAGGAAAGUAAGGUGAUGUUCUAUGAGGUCAGCGCCUACACAGGCAAGAACGUCACUGAGUCCUUGACGCAUCUAGCCAGGGUGUUGAUGGAGCAAGAAGACCGAGUGAGAGACACAACAGUCAUCCUCAGCGCGCAACCCUUGAAGAAGAAAGCCUGCUGCAAGUGAAGACAGUCGCGAUGCGUUCAAAACAAUCUGGUUUUAUCUGGAUCUUUGAAAAAGACCCAGAUGGUGUUAUUUGAACGGAGCACAUCCCGAACUGUUAGGCCGAUCGGCACGGUUUGCAUAUCGAAACGACUGGAAUUUUCACGCGACGCAGGUCAUUUUUCGAACGACCCUGAAAAAUUUUCCAUUCGCGUGUAAAUGCCAAUUUUUCAACGAUUUUUGAAGAAGAAAAAAACACAUUUUAAAAAUGUAUCUAGUCCUACAAUUUUUGAUCAAAUCACAUAUGUUGGCCAUCAAAAUUCCAGGACGGUGAGGGACAUAAAAGUUUGCGGUUCCCUGGAAAUUUGCCAAAAACUUUCCCAUUUAUUUUUAAUGGGAUGCAAAGUUGGUUAAAAAAAAAUCCAAUUCAUUUCCAGUGGAAUUUCUAAAGGAAUUUACAGUGCAUUUAUGCCACUGACGGCCAUGGACGUCCAAAUUUCCUGUUCAUUUUCAAUGGCAACAAAAUUAAUGUCCCCAAAUCAACAGGAAAUGACCAGAUAUCAAUAGGACGUGUCCUCCAAAUGUCCCAGAUUCUGUUGACGCAUAUGGAAGUUGAUGCCAUUGCCGGCCGUGGAUGUCCAAAUUUCCCAAUCACUUGCAAUGGAAUUCACAGUGCAUUUAUGCCAUUGACGGCCAUGUUUGUCGAUUCUAUUGAUGCCAAUGUACUUGGAUUCCAUUGACGCACCUGUAAGUCGAUGCCAUUGACGAGCAUGGACGUCCAAAUUACCCAUUCGUGUUCAAUGGCAAAAAACAUAUGACCCCAAAUCAACAGGAAAUGACCAGAUAUGACUAGGACACGACCCCCAAAUGUCCCCAAAUGUCCUGAUAUGCCACGCACCCUAAUGUCCCCAAGUGACCGGAUAUAACCAGGCCAAGCCCCCCAAAUAUCCCCAAAUGACUUGAUAUGACCAGGCCACGCCCCCCAAAUUUCCCUAAAUGACCUGAUAUGACCAGGCCACGCCCCCAAAUGUCCCCAAAUGACCUGAUAUGACCAGGCCACACCCCCUAAAUGUCCCCAAAUGACCUGAUAUAACCAGCCCACGCCCCUCAAAUGUCUCCAAAUGACCUGAUAUGACCAGGACACGCCCCCCAAAUGUCCCCAAAUGACCUGAUAUGACCAGGACACCCCCCCCAAAUGUCCCCAAAUGACUUGAUAUGACUUGGACACGCCCCCCAAAUGACCUGAUAUGACCAGGAUGUGUCCCCCAAAUGCCCCCAAAUCAACAGGAAGCGACAUGAUAUUGUCCCCAAAAUGUCCGCAAACCAACCUGGGCAAAGACCCAGAGUAAUUUCUCCAGAAAUUGCAGUUUCUAGUUUGCGUUAUGUUGUUCAAUUUUUGGAAAAUCACGCAGUAUAUUUUAGAACGAAAUAAAUAUCUGCAAUUCAUUUCAGCUUUAAUUCAUUUUAAGUAUGUUUCUGAGUAUUCUUAACUCAUCCGCUGCCAUUGACAGCGAUAGACGUCCAGUCCAUUUUCACUAGCACUUUCAAUGGCAGCCAAUAAGUAACCCAGCCUUCUCAUGCUAAACAGUUAAGUCAAAACAAGUCCAUGAGGGUCCAUUAAGCUUUCGUUACAUUCUUCAAAAUGUCUGCCAUUUUGGUGUUAUUGCUGAUUCGGAUGACAUCAAGACUGGCCGGGGUGUUGGUUUCGGGGGUGCUAACGCAUCUUAUAGUCGUGGGAGAUGGCGGCAUCGCACAGCUGGCCUUUAAAGUCCAGUUCCAAGGUGAACUCCAGGUCACGCUGCAAUAGAAGAACAGUCAGGAAGCGGAAUUUUCAAAAUUCUGUCAUUCAGAAUGACCGCCAAAACUGAUUUCUCACCACAUUUCUCUCAUUGGGCCUGACGGCGAUGCUGCCGAAGAUCUCUUCGCCUUUCUUCACCGUCAAGUAGUCCUCCAAGUAGAAGACUGUCUGCUUC
Messenger RNA from Corythoichthys intestinalis (scribbled pipefish), 4570 nucleotides. RefSeq names its product calcium release activated channel regulator 2Ab (gene cracr2ab). Gene Ontology annotation, molecular function: GTP binding; calcium ion binding; GTPase activity. Gene Ontology annotation, biological process: vesicle-mediated transport. NCBI's taxonomy places the organism in Eukaryota, Metazoa, Chordata, Actinopteri, Syngnathiformes, Syngnathidae. The record is from RefSeq and is a predicted model, not a curated record. The transcript has 17 exons. The coding region runs from base 324 to 2621 and encodes 765 amino acids.